AUGUUAAGUGGUACAAUGAGAUCCACAGUACUACGAGCGUCACGUCGAAGCCCUUUAACGUCCCGUACCUUCACCUCAUCAAGUGAGCAGCUUGUGCUUGUGGAGAAGAAGGACAAGUACGCAAUCGUGCGUUUGAACCGUCCACCCGUCAACUCACUUAACACAACAUUGAUUCAAGAAUUGGAUGCAACUAUUACGAAGCUUGAAGACGACAAGAGCGUGCGGGGUCUUAUCUUGGCAUCAUCAAACCAAAAGGUCUUUUCUGCUGGUCUGGAUAUCAUGGAAAUGUAUCAACCAGAGCCAGCGAAACUUACUAAAUUCUGGACGUCGCUUCAAGAUCUGUACCUGCGUCUGUACACGACGCCUUUAGCUGCAGUUGCGGCAAUUGAAGGCCACAGUCCAGCUGGAGGCUGUUUACUUGCCAUGUGCUGUGACUAUCGCGUCAUGACGAGUGGGAAACCCAUGAUUGGUCUCAAUGAGACACAACUAGGGAUUGUGGCCCCUACGUGGUUCCGUGAUACUUUUGUCAAUACAAUUGGUCACCGGGAGGCUGAAAAGAUGCUCGGGCUUGGACUGCAAGUGGAUGCAAACAAGGCAAAAGCUAUCGGACUGGUAGAUGAAGCCGUUGCACUCGAGGAAGUUUUUCCACGUGCGGAGGCUGUUAUGGCCAAGUGGUUGGCGAUUCCGGAUAUGGCUCGCGUGAGAACCAAACUGCUGAUGCGUCAGGAAACGGCGGACCGACUGCUGGCUAUCCGUGAAAAAGAUCUUGAAGCUUUUACUCUCUUUGCGCAAGCAAGCAAGGUGCAAGAAUCACUGGGAAUGUACCUUGCUUCUUUAAAGAAGAAGUAA
This is a messenger RNA of Peronospora farinosa, 849 nucleotides long. The record is from the annotation of a GenBank genome assembly. Lineage: Eukaryota; Oomycota; Peronosporomycetes; Peronosporales; Peronosporaceae.